CGGAAAACUUUCGAACCGCGUCCGCCAUUUCAACUCUACCUUCAACCACACCUCACACCCGCCAAUAACACCUAAGCGCAACCCCAAAUCCAUCGAAAAUGUUCACCUCGACCUUCCGCGCCUCCACCCGCAUCGCGCCCUCCGUUGCGCGCGCGUUCAGCACCACACCGCGCGCGUCUCUCGCGCGUAUGAGCAUCGUUGGCCGCUUGGGUGUUACGCCAGAGGAGGUUACGCUAUCCGGGGAUAAGACGUUGGUGCGAUAUGUGGUUGGGAGCUCUUACGGGAAGGGCGAGGACAAGAAGACGAGCUGGUUCCGGGUGGCUAGCUUUGUGGAGGGGAAGCAGAAGGAUUUCUUGUUGAGUGUGCCAAAGGGCUCCCUCAUCCACGUCGACGCCGAUGCCCGCAUGGAGACCUUCACCGACAACGAGGGCAUUAAGCGCUCCAACCUCAGCUUGAUCGCACGCAACUUCGACGUCAUCUCCCGACCGCGUUACGAGAGCCAGGUUGAGACUAACGAUGAAGGCAUCGUCCAGGAUGCUCAUCAGGCCUAAGCGCCCAUGAGAUUCCGCCUUUCGCUGCUACCCGAAGAUGUACGAGGUUUUGUACUGUGCAACAUGUUUUAGUACGGGGGGAAUGCUUGAGGGUACGGAGUUCAAUGUCCAUAGGUUUCUUUUUCCCAUUCUCGCUGUACGUCGGACAUGCUCCCGCUUUGAGAGCCCAUGUGAUGGUAGGAGUCGAAGUAUUGUACUUUCGGUGUCGUGUACACUACAUUACCUUGCGGCAACUUUUCGUAUAUGUAAUCUCUGCUCUAAGCACUUGAGGUUGGAGUUGGCACGGCAAUUGGCAAUUCAAUACCCUCCCCC
Messenger RNA from Westerdykella ornata, 863 nucleotides. RefSeq names its product ssDNA binding protein-like protein. The record is from RefSeq and is a predicted model, not a curated record. Lineage: Eukaryota; Fungi; Ascomycota; Dothideomycetes; Pleosporales; Sporormiaceae. The transcript is spliced from 3 exons. The coding region runs from base 99 to 551 and encodes 150 amino acids. Gene Ontology annotation, molecular function: single-stranded DNA binding.